Colletotrichum tamarilloi is the source of this 2238-nucleotide messenger RNA. RefSeq lists its product as uncharacterized. Lineage: Eukaryota; Fungi; Ascomycota; Sordariomycetes; Glomerellales; Glomerellaceae. Bases 1 to 2238 code for a protein of 745 amino acids. The transcript has 7 exons. The record is from RefSeq and is a predicted model, not a curated record. Gene Ontology annotation, molecular function: DNA-binding transcription factor activity, RNA polymerase II-specific; zinc ion binding. Gene Ontology annotation, biological process: regulation of DNA-templated transcription.
AUGGAGGAGUUCCCAACUUCCCACGCGGCCAGCCCCCCUGUGUACCCCAGUCGACCCCGUAAAAUGUCUGCGGUUUCCCCACGGGCGGUGGAUUCUUCCCCAAGUUCAUCGUUAGCUUGGAUGGUUGACCCGUCGUGUCGGAUAAGGCGAGUCAUAAACAGGGCCGACCAUCCUGCCUUCCCCCUCACAUCUCGCGUCGCUCGUCUCCCCGACACGAGAAAUGAUCCCGAACGACGAGGUUUACAGGAGUCAUCUAUCGUCGCAAUGGACCCACCGCUGAAGAGGAUGAGGAUGGACAUCGGCCGGGGCUUCCCCGACAUGGGCAUGGCGGCCGUUACUGGCGGAUCGCCUCCUGGCCGCUCCGUCUCCGGCGUCGAUCACGCACAUGUCGAGCAAGCUGAUCCUAGGAUGCCGAAGCAGAGAACUUGGUCGCGCGCCUCAUCUGCCUGUCAGACGUGCCGUGGCCGCAAGACGAAAUGCGAUAACGAGAGGCCGAUAUGCGGCUAUUGUCAGAGGGUCGGGGCAACUUGCACAUAUAUCGAGGACUCGGCUCCGGCAACGUCACUAUGUCAAGGUGUUGGACCACGUUUGCUGGGAGCAAUAGAGAACUUGGCCAACCUAAUUCAACGCAACGAGGAGAACUUUCGCGCUAUACCACAACUUAGCCGCGACCUGUCCGGUAACUCAAGCGACUAUCCGGACAGUCCAACCUUCCAAAGUGGACGUCAAGAUGGUCUCCUGUCUGGGCAAGAUGGAGGUGCCGCGGAUGAGGCCAAGAAGUCCAUUCACCCCUCGUUAUCGGAUACCGCCGGACUGGACUCCGUGCUGGAGUGGCCAAUCUUUCCUAAACCGGUGCCCUUCGCGAUAGACCCCUUCAGCCAUGCUUCCCCACGUGGGGAAGCCUUUUCCCCCAGAUCGCCCCCCGCCAUGGAGUUCUACGAGCUAUCCCGGCUGGUAGACUUGUACUUGACCAAUGUUCAUCCCAUGAAUCCCAUCGUCGAUGCUCAAAUGCUGCGACAGAUGUUAAAGCAGGUCGCGGAAAACGGCCCUGACUGGUCGGCGUCUACCUGUAUCGUUGCAUUGUCUUGUGCCCUCGGCGCCAUAUCCCAGAGACCUGGGCAGAGGACGCCAAGCGGAACCCCUCGUGGAUACUCCGUGGAGCCCAACCGUCAUCUGGCGUCAAGGUAUUGGUCAGUCGCCGAGAAACGACUGGGCUUCUCCAUGGGUUCACCUGGAUGGGAGUCUGUACAAUGCUUGUGCCUUGCAGGAAUCUGGCACAUGUACAACAUGGAUCCCUUACAAGCAUGGAAAUGUUUCAGUAUGGCGAGUAACACCUGGUAUACUACUUCGCUCACAAACAAACUCACCAUGCCGGCUAAAGCCGAGACGCCUGAAUUCACCCAGUCACUCUCAAUGGAGCAAAUAUUGUACUUCACUUGCUUCAAAUCUGAAUGUGAGCUGGCGUUUGAGCUGUCUCUCCCCGGUUCUAUUCUCGCCGGUGUAGACUACCCAUACAGUCUGCCCACUCCACCAACACUCGGGGUCAUGAACCUAGAUAACAAGGCCCUGAUGAUGGAGCAAAGAUCCUGGUACUACUACUUAGCAGAGAUCUCAGCAAGGCACCUGAUCGAUCGUUUCACUCAGGCCCAAAAGAGGUGCCCUCCCCACCCGACUGAGCACGGCAUUGACCGCAUGCUUGAAGUAUUUGAGGUCUUUGAUGCUCAACUAUCAGAUUGGUACGAGUCGUUGCCGCCGCCAAUAUCAUUCCAAAUACCCACCGGAGACAUCGCUCCUCUGGGUGAUGACCUUUGUCAAAUGCUUCGUGGACGGUACUUGGCGAUGAAGGAGCUUCUGUGCAGACCUUUCGUCCGGUUGGCUUCAACCAUCUCCAUCGCUUUAACGGUAUCAGAACACAUGGUCGCAAGGGUAGCGGAGCUUGCUUCGCGAGGUCUACAGUACUGUUUGUUCAGGAUCCAGGCUACUUCGUCUACACCUCAUCACGGCCUCUGGUUACAACUGAGGGGGUUCGUGACCUGUUCUCUAAUUCUGACGGCCGCAGAGCGGGCACAGAGUAUCCCGUCGUUGAAUAUGCCAACAAAGGUCACGUACCCUCAAAAUUGGAAGCGGACGAUCUUUGCUCAAAAGGAAAUUCUGUCUAAUUGUUGGGAGUUCGAGGAAGGAGGCAUAAGCGACUGCGCUAGAGUGUUAGACUGGGCGCUUGCAAAGUUUACGGUCUGA